AUGUUCCUCACAGUCAAGCUGCUCUUAGGCCGGAGAUGCAGCCUGAAGGUAACAGGAAAAGAGAGCGUGGCCACGCUGAAGAAGCUGGUAUCUGAGCGGCUGCAUGUACCGGAGGAGCAGCAGCACCUGCUCUUCCGUGGCCAGCUCCUGGCUGAUGACAAGUGCCUCUCCGACUACUGCAUCGGGCCCAAUGCCUCCAUCAAUGUCAUCAUGUGGCCCCUGGAGAAGGCAGAACAGGACAAGGCCCACCAGCCCCAGCCCCUGUGGAGCCAGCUGGGCAGGAUCCUAGCCAAGCACUUCCGGCCCCAGGAUGCCAAGGUGGUACUGCAGCUGCUCAGGCAGAGGCAUGAGGAGCGCGUGCAGCGGGUGAGCCUGGAGGCCCUGGAGCAGUUGGCAUGCUACCUCCUGGCAGAGCAGCAGCCUGUGGGGCAGGCAGGGGAGAAGGAGUUCCAGGCUGCGGACUCAGAGCUCCAGCAACAAGAAGGAGGAGGAGAAUGA
This is a messenger RNA of Castor canadensis (American beaver), 498 nucleotides long. RefSeq names its product ubiquitin like 4B (gene Ubl4b). The record is from RefSeq and is a predicted model, not a curated record. Gene Ontology annotation, molecular function: protein binding. NCBI's taxonomy places the organism in Eukaryota, Metazoa, Chordata, Mammalia, Rodentia, Castoridae.